This is a messenger RNA of Perca fluviatilis (European perch), 1697 nucleotides long. RefSeq lists its product as uncharacterized. The record is from RefSeq and is a predicted model, not a curated record. Bases 1 to 1155 code for a protein of 384 amino acids. NCBI's taxonomy places the organism in Eukaryota, Metazoa, Chordata, Actinopteri, Perciformes, Percidae. The transcript has 6 exons.
AUGUCGACCCGGCUGGGCCACUUGUUCCUGCUGUUUGGACUCUUUGGAGUUGUGUGUGAGGAAGUGAUGAACACAGACAGCAGCAGCGUCUGUCAGUGUCUGCAGACGGAGGACGAGGAGGAGGAGGAAGAGGACAUCUCUCUGACCUCAUCUGGAUGGGACUUUAACAGUCUUUACCUGGAGACAGAGUUAGGAGUCUCCAUGUUGGGGAUGCGGGGUCUGUGUUUCCGAGAGUUAGAGCAAAAACUUCCGAAAUAUGGGAAUAUUUCAGGCCAACUGGUAAAAGAGUUGUCUGGACACUCUGUCAAACUUCACUUGGAAACACAGGAGUUGUUCGAGACGUUUGGAGCGGGUUUUUUUGUCUCCUCCAUAUCACCUCCGGGGCUCCAGAGAUGUGCUCACAGAAAAGAACAACAGGAUCUGGAGUGGUUUCAUUCGACCCCCACAGGUACGCCUCCUAACACCCCUGGUCUAUUUGCACCCCUAACGGCAUCCGGAUCUCCUCAAUCCCUUUCAUCAUUGUCAUCAUCGCCACCUCUAUCGCCGGAACACUUCCUACCAUCCCCACCUACACCUCCUCUGCCACCAUCUCUAUUGUUUGGGGCACUUCCCCCUCAGACAUGUGCAUAUCAAGCUAUACCCUCAGCAAAUGCUGUAUUACAACAGGGAGGUGUUGCUGCUUGUUCGGACGCAGUGGCGCCUGAUCAGACUGAUGGUGUGGUGUCAUCUUUGUUUAUAGAUAGCGUUAAGACAGCGUCUCUACAUCUUCUUAACAUAGCUCUUUACAAAUAUUUGGAAGAGCUUUGUUCGGGGUGUCAGAUCAAUCAUCCAAGCCAGAAACAGCAUGCCUGUUUAGAGGGGCUACCAGAACACUUCUACACUGUCCACUUUGAACAGCUUAUGAAAAGACUACUGACUGAUAAAUUCAUUGGUGUCGUGCAACGUUUUCUGUCCUUGAAACAUCUCACUGCUGAUGAGGGUAGAAUCCGUGGAGUAUCCGAAACAGUUUUGUACGAGUUGAAAACAGCUGAAGAUGUUACGACUAAAAUCAGUGCUAUGUAUGACUCUAUGAUAGGGGAUGAUGUUGUCAAAAUAGCCGAAAUUAGAGAGAUUGGGGACUAUUGGAGAGAUUUAUAUGCGCUAAAAAGUAAAUAAAUAAAUAACAGGGUGAAAAUAUGGGGAAUUGUUUAUGUGUAAUGUAUAACCAUAUCAGUGAGCGAUACCACGUAUCUCAUUUAUCUGGUAUUUUAGACCAAGCCAUUGCUAAUAAUGUGAACGAUGUUGAAAAAUACCAAUGUAAGAGUGUUGAUGUAGAUCGUACAGUCGUGAGUAGGUUAGAAAAACUGAUGGUGCUUGUAAGAAGACACCAUACCACACCUCCUUGGGAGGGUCUGUUGCAGAUGUUAUUAACAAUGUUAAGGACACGUGAGAGUAUAGUGGAAACAUUUUGUGAUGUCAUAGCCAAUAUUACACGCAAUUUCUAGAUGCUGAAGGUUUAUCACCUACUUACUAUGUAUACAAUGCUUGUAGAUACAGUGAGUUUGUAUGUGCAAGAAAAACGGUAUACUGAUGUCUUACAGGAUUUGCAAAAACUGCAUAUUUUCAUAAUCAGUAAAAGCAAUGUAUCCGUAUUAGCCAAUAUGCUAUCUAUGAUAGAAUAGUUUUCACUGUCUUCAUAACGGUCAUAUGUAUGAAUG